Penicillium waksmanii is the source of this 2832-nucleotide messenger RNA. Its product is annotated as DUF3723 domain-containing protein. The record is from RefSeq and is a predicted model, not a curated record. The coding region runs from base 1 to 2832 and encodes 943 amino acids. Lineage: Eukaryota; Fungi; Ascomycota; Eurotiomycetes; Eurotiales; Aspergillaceae. The transcript has 4 exons.
AUGGCUCGACACGUCUUUACCGAACAAGAAGUGCGGCUCGCAGCAGAACGACGAAUCAAAUACAUUGGUGCAGCUAAAGUCAGCAUCUGCCAGAUUCAAUUCGAACCUCCCUUACCACGGGAACUGGACCCUAAGAACUUGGACCGGCUACGAAAUAUCUUCCGGAAGAAUCGUUGUCGCCGCCUAGAUGUCCAAAACCAUGUUCCAGCGACCGUGUCCCGACAUAAUCUCGCAGACGCAUUGCAGAAGGCGAAUGUUCCACAGGAAGCCUUGCUGACAACCGAAGGCCGGCAAAUUCCUCGACUGGAAUUUAUGGCGGGGCAACUUCGGGGUCUCCAUGGCCGUCAUCGUGUACAAGCGGGUGUUGAGGUACUUCCUCCGGCGGAUCGCUGGUGGACGGUUGAUCUCUACACAGACGACAUCGACCGAGAAUUGAGAGCGGCGUUGGUGGAUGAAUAUUCCAAUCAGAAGAAGCCGACCGAUGGGGAAGUCUAUCGCAAGAUCAGACAGUAUGAGGGCGAGGGCAAUGAAGCUUUUCGCGAGCGAUGGUUCGUGAGACUAUCGCCCAACAAUCAAGAGCGCUUGGAUCAACUUGACAAUAAGAAGAAUCGUCGUCUCCGACAUGCAUUUGACCGACUGCUAACGAUUCCUGGACUUUGGCCUAGCGGAAUGAGAAUCAGCCUGCUUCAUCGAUUGAUCGCUUCGGGCUGCAUUGAGGAGAUAGCAACCUAUUUGGACCACAUUUUGGACUUCUGGUCCUCUCUGGUCGGAUCACAUCGCCGUCUGAUGAAGAAAAUCGAUCAGGAUACGGUUCACGCCCUGCAGUUACUGGCACCGGGUAAAUCACGCACUGAUGAAAAGACGGCGUGCGGGCUGGUUCUCAGUGGCCAUGUGUUUGCCGAGUUCAGUGCUGAUGAGCGAAACGCGAUAUGGGCCAAGAUGAAAGACUUUGAUGGUCUCAUCCCGUCCCUAUACACUUUCUUUGAGGAUUUCAAGUACCUGGAGAGUUGUGCUCACUGUCUGAAGCGGCUCUUGGGUCCAUCACCCCGAUCUGUGAGGGAAGCCAUGAGUUCGAUCUUUGAUCCAGACUCGGAGUCUGGGGAAAAUCACCGAGAGAAAGGGAAGUGUAUCAUUCAGACCUCGGAGUCUACCUUCCGACGCCUUCAUGCGUCCGAGACAGAAUGCUUCGAGACAGGAUACCAGCAAUUAUGGCUGUAUGCUAUGCGACAUUAUCCACUGAUGCCGCCGGACCCCAAGAACUCUGAUGAUCUGUUGGCCAAACCGACUUGCGCUAAGCCGGACCCGCGCGCGAUCUUCGACAUGGCCCAUCUAGCUCACCGGCUCGGCUUUAGGUCCCCAGAAAUUGAUGGGCUGCUGAACAGUUCUCCGGAUCACCAGAUUGCACGAUCGGCCCUUCUCCAGGCCCGAAAGCCAAGCCGGUUUAGAUACGAUGACCAACACUUUGAUACCCGGUCCCCGCAAGAUCUUUUGGCAGACAGCACCGUCAAGGCGCACGCUCGCUCUGGGGUUCCGCAGACCCGCACCCAUAUUCAAGAUGCCCCUUUGUUAUUCUUAGAUCGACUGCAUGCUGAUGUUGAUGCCGCCGAUACAAUCACUAGCUUUUUUGUCCGGCGUUGUCUCUUUUUCGCCUUUUGGGGGAAGUCGCCAACGGUUGAUCCCAUCAAUAACAGAAGAUGCGGCAAUUUGAAUACAGACCAAGGGUUUGAAGAGGGGAUGGAAUCGCCGUUGUUUGUUGAAAAGGAACAUGCACCGGGCUUUGAUACGUCUGCACGGCACAAGGGCGCAUCAGGCAGGUCAUCUGUUACCGGAAGAAGCAACGCUUCAACACGUCUGGUACUCUCCAGUGUGAUCGACCAUUCAGAAAAUAGACCCGAGCCUAUGGACUUAGAUCCUCUCGAGCCAGCUCAAGAUGAGGAAAUCUUUGAUCAGAGAAGUCCAUCGGGUGGAGAUCACUCUACUCCCCGAUGGUCACUGAGCGAUUCAGUGCUGGAAAUGGUCCCUUCUCGCUGCUCGCCCGGGGCUGAUCCAGAGCUUGGAGAUUCUAAGAGUGAAUGCACCCAGAUCUCUCUGGAAACAGUCUCACUCGAAUGGGACCAGGGCGAGCGAGCAACAGGAGAGGAACCCAGUCCAGACACUGGAUCUGCCCUCGGAAUUGCUGAUCCUGCAGCACAGCGACGAUGUUCCUCGGAAACGGUAAUGUUGUCUGAAGAAAACCGACUCUCUAGGUCUGAAGAAUUGAAACCUUUUCUCGAUGGCCUGAGAAGGGCCCAAGUGGAGCAAGAGGAGGUGGAAAAAAGAAUGGAGAACGACCGGCUCAAUGAAGAGCUCAAUCUGCUCUAUCAUAAUCCAACCAGAAACUUGCUUCAAUCAGGUCCUACUCAGAGUUUGUCACCGCCAACCUCUGCUGAUCAGCAAGCGGAAGCAACGAACAGAGAUGCCGAGCACGUCCGAACAAGAAAUGACGACCUCAAUUGCCAAGCGUUUACACAAACACUUAUCGAAAUCAAGUUCUGGUCACUGGAACGAGGUCAGUGGAGCCAAUCAGACUGUCUCCUCGUAGACCCGUCCGACCCCUCACCCAUGGAGCGGCUCGCACGAAAGUACUCCUGCAAAGGAUUUACACUCUACGAUGUGAACCUCAAGAGCCUUCGUCCGGCCCAUUGCUACCGCGCAGCAACAGCGGACGAUACUAAUGCGAUAUUCUUGAUUUCCGCACAUGAGGAGAAAGCCAUUGUGACCGCAGAAGGAUUAGGGAAGGAGGAAAAGCUGAUUUCAAUGGCCGCUCGCGUUGUGGGACGUGCAGGAGAGUGA